Messenger RNA from Nannochloropsis gaditana CCMP526, 108 nucleotides. RefSeq lists its product as uncharacterized. The annotation marks the transcript as partial. The record is from RefSeq and is a predicted model, not a curated record. The transcript has 2 exons.
CUCAAUUCCACCGCAUUUCUGUCAACUCAGGAGGGAAGGACAUCUGUACAGCGCUGUCUUUGUUGGCUUCUCACAUUUUUCCAGUUGUCCAGGCAAGAAGCGCCUCCC